CUCAGUCUUAAAGCUGGCAUUGAUCAGAGUGGAAGUGCAUUCUUUCACAAUACCAGUUGUUCCCCAGGACAUCUGCAAGAUUUACUGUGAUCCGAUCACCACACCAACAUUUUAUUACCAGCCAAUGUAGCUACUGUACAAUGUUUGGAUCUUAGGAUACUUUUUUUUAUAAAACUGACAUUUAAAGGUCAAGAAAGUCUGGCUUUGGAUUCAUAUCAGAGGAUUUAUUUCAUAUAGUGCAGACCUCACAAUUUUAAUAUGAUGAUGGAACAAAGAGAGUACAACCUGGAUCAGGAACUAAUUGGUCAUCUAGAACGUGUCCACUUCAACCGUCAGCAAGACUUUCAACAAUCACACUGUUGGGAAGAGCUGAGUGGAGAGAGAUUCAGCAAUGCACAGAAGGAUUUUGGUUCUGUAAAUGGAGCAGAUGUUAGAAACAAAGGACCUUCACCUUGUAAUAGCCAAGCAAGUCUGGGUUACCAUAGCUUACCUAGUUCACAGUGUGGUAGUCGUCCCAGUUCAAAUCCCGAUUAUAUCAUUGAUUAUGAUCAAUCCGCAAUGUAUCUGGACUCCCCAUUGGCCGAUUCCAUGGACUCUUGCUGGAGACAUAAUUCUUCUGGCCAAUCAAUGGACAUAUCUAUAAAAGGAAUGAAUCAAGGACAGAAUGAUUGUAAAGCAUCAAUCAGGAAAUGUAUUGACAUAGAAUGGAGACAAUGGUGUCAGCAACAACAGCAGAAUCUGAAACAGAAAGAAUUGUCACACACUCCUCAUGGUUACCAUAGCAAUGGCAUACAAAAGUUGUCUGGCAAGUAUCCAAAAAGGACUAGCACAGUGCGUAAUAAUCAGCUUGUAGAACGACAUCAGCAUGUGCAAACACUUCAACAGAAUGACCACAUGCAUCAUUGUGGUUACAAAAAUGAUGCCAGCCAACAAUCUUCUGGACGGUGGAUUCCAAAUUCGCAGAAUCAUUGGCGAUCAAGCUCAUCUAAUUGCACGUCACAUCACCGUCAAUACUACGAUGAGCCUCACAGACAGAUACAGAUGCUUUCAAAAUCGUUGAAUACUUGUAGUCAAUUCAGGACAACCUUACCCACAGAGGAUCCAAUCUAUGAAGAAAUUGUUGAGCAAGACAUCAAUCGGUCAAAUGAUACUGUUUGCGAAGAAACGCACGGUCCAAACUUACCCCCACGGCCAAAAAGUUGGACGAGCAUGGUCAACCUCCACCAAAGUAGGAAAGCACCUGUAUAUUAUCAGAUUGAGCAGCCAUCCACUUCACACCAGAACCACAAUAGCUGUUCUAAAGUACAAUCUGUACGAACAAAGACAGACUUGUCUACUAGUAAUACCUGCCGGGGUGUGUGUGCAAACAUGAGUUAUGCCACACCAGCCGAUCAUUACAACAUAGAUGAUGUUAGCUCAAUUAAUCUUCCAUAUUUCCCGCAUAUACACAGACUUUUCCAAGAUGAUUCCGAAUUCUCAGACAAUAACAGUGACUGCCGUGAAAAGGACAGUAAAACAAAUGAAAAGAAGUCUGGAAAAAGACUUGAAAAGUUUUUUGGCUCACUCUUGAAUUUAAAUAAAAGUAAGGCAGUGAAAAAUAUGGGAACAAGUACAGAUGAAAAAACAAAAGAUGAAAACAAUUUGGAAAGACAUAGGAAACUAAGGAGGACUGUAUCAGAAUCUUGUAACAUUUACUCAAAAGGAAAAGGAAAUUCUUUUACAUAUGAAGAUGACAUGUGCAAUUUAUUAAAAGAAAUCAAAUUCAACAUGAAAGAAAUUGAUCACAAUUCAAAAAAGCUACAUCAAAACAUUGGCAAAGAUCGAAAAGUUAAAAAAUCUGAUAUGAGAACUGAAAAAGGUGGAGAACGAAGGAGUUCAAGACGAGAGAAGAAAACUGAAAUAAAAACAGAACAUGGAGAAGGAAAACAUGAAAGAAGACGCAGCCAUGGCAAUGCAAGGCAUCAACCUGCAUCAACUCCAUUACCACAUAAUGAGCUGAGGAAUUCAUCAUUAGGCUUAGAAUCAGCUGGUGUAGCCCACAGCGUAAAUCAUCAUGCUAUAAAGAUGGUUGUAAAUGACAACCAUCCAGCCGAAAGCUACUCAAAUCAAUCAAUAGGCAGCACACAUCAUCGUAAAAGUAGUCACAGGCCAGCCAUGGGGGUGCAGGCUUUACUUACCAGAGCCAGUAAUUACAGUCUAGAAUCAAAUCCUAAUAAAUCUAAUGGCAACUUGGAAAAUAAUAAAGACAUUGUUGAUACUUUUGAACGGAGAUUAUCACAUGAGAGGACGGGUAGUCGAAUGAGCUUUGUGUACGACUAUAGCGAAGGUUCCAAUUCCGAAGAAUCGGAAACGGAAGUGGUUGGUACCUCUGGUUAUGCGAGUGAAGCAUAUGCACAGGGUCUUGCAAGUGGGGAGGACAAUGAGAACUGGAAAGAAGGUGAUCAGAUUUAUGGGGUUGCCCUUGCUAAACCAUUAUUUAGAAAUAAUGUAGUAGCUACUGCUAAACGAAGAAAGCUAAUUGAAAAAGUCACUGAAUUGUAACAAAGUUUUCAGAAAUAAUAAAUGUUUUCUCUACAUUUGUAAUAUCAUAUUUAACAUCUAAAAAAAUAUCAUUACCUUAAUACUUUGAAAUUACAGUACGGUAUUUUACAAUUAAAAUUUUUAAUCAAUUUUUAACAAAAGAAUUUUUGAAACAUAAAUUAAAAUAUUUUAAAAGCUGCAUUAAAAACGAUUUCUUUAAGCCAUGAACCCCGCCUUAAUGAGGUCAAUAUUUAUAGCAGCCUGUAAAAAAUGUGGCUGGUUGGAAACUAUUCUAUUUUUUAGAAAUCAUAAAUACUGUAAUGUCUUUCAAUUUGGAAAAUAUAAGGUUAUUGAAAAAAAAAAUUCAUAAACAAAAUGUGAGUGAAGAAACAGUGCAUUUGUUAUAUGAUUCAUCCUCGUGAUGCUUAAAUAAAUUAACAUUAAAGCAGAUUAAUAUUAAUGUUGAAAGGGAGUAACUUACAGACUAACAUUUAUAUUUAGUAAGUUUUUAUCCACAAAAUUUCUUUCUUUCCUAGAAUACAUGAUAUUCAAUCUCAAUAAUUUUUAAUACAACAGUAGAAUGAGGAUCUCAAAUUUUUACAUUGAAUACACAGGAAAUGGAGAUUUACUAACGCCCACUACAAAAAAAUAUUAGUUUAUCACCCUAUCUAGACUAGAAGUGAUGAGGGAAAGAAGCUUUUAAUUUUAAUUUUUUAUUUUGCUAAAGACAAAUCACCCUAGGGUUAUUUGCUGGUGCAUUGAUAUUUAAAGUAAAAUACAUGAUUGAGAUAAUACAAACAAUAUCUACUAUUUAAUAAAAAAAUAUGAAAAAAAACCCCCCCAAAUUAAAAAAAAAUUUUUUCACCAAAACGUUCUUUUUUUUCAAUACCAUCUUAUAUUUAUUACUGUAGAAGACAUGGUGAUAGGUGAUAAACUAAUAUUUUUUUUUAUUGUGCCUAAUAAAUAAGCAACUGUCGCCAGGUAAGGCAGUACAAAAAACCAAAAAAACAUAAACAUGCCAUACCUUCUUAAAGACAUUGUCUGAGGUAAAAUUUUUAAAACACCUCAUAAAUUCAAUUAAAAUAGAAUUUCUCAACAAAAAUAAGCAGUAAUUACGAAUGACCUUUAUUAGGUCAUCUUCAGGAAUUAGAAAACAUUGAAUAGUGAUUUCAAAAAAUGCUAAUCACUGCCAAUGUAUUCUCAUUCCUGAAGACGACCCAAUAAAGACCGAAACAAUGGCCUUCCUCUCAUUAUUCGGAGUAACGUUAGUUCUAUAUUUAAACAUCAAUCAGUGCAUCUGUUUGUUACUGAACUUAGCAGCUUCAAAUAAGAUACAUAAUAAUAAAGUAAUAUAUUAUUUAAGAAUUUUGGUGAGGGAAAUAUUUUGUAUUUAAAGAGUAUAUUAAGACACUGGCACGAGGCCUAAGUACCUGGGAACAAAUAAUACGUUGGAAUUAUAUUUUAUCUUCUGUUCCCAGAUACCAAGGAAUGAAUGGUAAAAUAUAAUGUUAAGUAGAACAAUCAUACUAACUACUGUACUGUACCUGCACUAAGAAUUUAUUAAUCAAAAUUCAGUUAUAAAAUGUAAUGAUCAAAUUCCAACAAAGUAUACCGACAAUGAAAUUGCAUUCAGUAAGAAAUAAUGCUGAUGAUGUUAACAAAUGAUCAUAAGAUGGACAAAGAAAAAUUGAUAGCACCAUACCGGGAAUGAUGUACAGAACCAUCUCCAUUGUGAAAGAAUUAAAUUUACUUGUUAUUAUGGCUGCAAAAAUAAUUGUGUUUUCUAAUACACUUAGAUAAUGGAAUGAUCCUUUAAAAAUGGGUCAUGGAUGUGUUCUACAAAAACAUAGUAUGAACAAUAUGAGUAGUAUUAGAAAUGAAUUUAAAGAAAUUAGAUAUGAUUGUUGCAAGAUGAAAAUUAUGAAGAUAUUAAAAAAUUUUUCUACAAGGCCAAAUAAAAAACAUGGUACUUUUUACUGUUUGCAUCCAAUUUUUUGGGUAUUUUUUAUAAAAUUUACACAAGGCAAAACACAUGAAAAAACGACAAAAAUGCAAAAAUCCUCAUUUAGCAAUUAUUAUACCUGUGUUCUACAGUAGGCCUUGGUUAAGCCUAGAUAUGGCAGUAUUGUGGUCACUGUUAUACAAAAUAAAGCAUACACGCUUCAUCCUCCUAUUUAAAAAAAAAUCCUGAUGAGAAACAUGAUAUAUUUUUAUCUGGCCUAUUAAUAUUAUUUAUUCAGGCAAAUGAAAAUAUUUCCAAGGCAAAAUGAAGGAAAUAUAGCUUACAGUAUCUGAAUUAAUAAUGCAAUUUAAAUGAUCUGAUAAAGCAUAUGGAUUAACUUGUAUUAUAAGCGACAUAUUAACAGAUCAACAAGGAUUAUUCUAACAACUUGUUGGAUUAAGCUCAUUUUUAGAAUAAAUUUAAAUGCUUGUUGGAUGAAGUGCAUUUAUACAAUAGUUUUUUAAGUAGAGAAACUUAUUUCACCAGUGCUAUUUUGUACAAAAUGUAAAAUAUAAAAUGUUGUAAAAUGUAAAGCUGAUAUCUUAAGUCAUUAUCUGUGUCAAUGUCUGUUAAUUUUUAUCUUAGAACUAAGAUUUUGAAUAUGAUGCCACCAGUUAAUAUUGUUGUUAAUUUAACAAUCUUAUUACAGUACAUCUAAUAAACUAUAUCUAAAAUAGA
Messenger RNA from Anneissia japonica, 5200 nucleotides. RefSeq lists its product as uncharacterized. The record is from RefSeq and is a predicted model, not a curated record. The transcript is spliced from 2 exons. NCBI's taxonomy places the organism in Eukaryota, Metazoa, Echinodermata, Crinoidea, Comatulida, Comatulidae. The coding region runs from base 259 to 2541 and encodes 760 amino acids.